CUAGGUACUAGGUACUAGGUACUAGGUACUAGGCGUUGAUAGGUGCGACUCCUAUGUUUCAAUACUCAAAGACGAAACAACAUUGAACAUUGAACAUUGAAAGUCAAAAGUGAGCACCUUCAAUGUUCGCAUCCAUGGAUAUCAACUUGAAUGUUUACUACCACUAUCUACCCUAGGCUGGCACCUAACCCAGGAUAUCUUCUAUCAAUUCCAUCAAUGAUACGCAAGUAGAUAUAUCGAGGACAUGGUCUUUGGGGGCACCUCGUGCCAACCAUGAGUAUAUACGGAUCUUGCCAAAUAGACAACGGAUAAAGUUACCCUCCGCUGAGUUCGCUGCUCACUUUAUCAAAGAUAUAUAUAAUGACAUCGCAAUAACACCUAAAAGUGACGCCGCAUCAAUUUCUGGCGACGAUACAACCUGGAGACUCGUUGCUGACAUAAAUACGGGAGACUUUCCUAUCACUUUUCCAAUACUCAAGCAUCUUCUCUCAACAUCGGCCCCCGUUGGGGAGGAUCAUGAUCUAUUUGCUAAGCUACCGAGUGAUAUCGCCUCUGAAGCCCGCCUUUAUACUAGGCUGAUCACGUCAGUCAUCAAUGGAUCCACCGAUAUACCAGCCGCCCGCGUUUUGAGAUUCCUAGACGGACACCGGGAUAUUCAAUUAUCAAUGAUCAACUUCCUCUGCUCUGAAUCAAGUCCUGUGGCUAGAUCUCUCGCCAAAAACAUCUUUCAGGCAGCAUUAGAAGGAGAUGCUGUGCAUGUCAUCAAAGUUAUACUCAGUCGCAACGAAUGGAUUGACGUCAAUGAGUCUGUUUGCCAUUAUCGUGGAGGAAUAUCCACACCACUUCAAAAAGCUGCACUACACGGAUCACUGAAAGUUAUCAAGCAUCUCAUUGAGCGCAAAGUGGAUGUGAACAAGCUCUUGCCUAGGGGUUACAGAGAUAACGCACUAGGCUUGCUGAUUGAUCAUGAACACCCUCAAACAACGCUUACCGAUGAGCUCUUGGGCGUAGUUGAUGCUCUCUUACAGACAAACUCUACGGUCUCAAUAAAUUGUAUCCGGAGGGCACUACGCUUUUCCGACCCACGUCUUGCAAUCCAUCUCUUCCCGAAAUGUACACCCAGAAUCCUUCAAUGCCUCAUCUUGCAUCAUAGCAUUCUCCGCGAUAUCGUGGAGAAGUUUGAAGAGCAAUAUGCCACGAGCACAAUUCAGAUGAUUUCGAGGGAAUUCCACGAAUUGAGUACCCAUUUGUUCUCGGGUCAAUUUUUUGAAGCUAUCACCGACGCUUUAGACGUGGCUACAGAUCGUGGAUUUGUAGAGUUGGUAGAAAUUCUGUUUUCAUACAUCCUGUCCCCAGGGCCAAUAAUCCAGAAGAUAAUACUCAAGGGGAACCAUGCGAUGAUGGAGUUUAUCCUUCGAUUUGGUCAACGUUUGCACAAAGGGAUAGAAGAUAUUGAUCUUUUGAUUAUCGCCCUCGAGCUUGGAGACCUAAACCGCGCUCACUCUCUAGAAGAGAAAGGUGCAAUUAUUCGUCUCCAAAACGACCACAACAUCGGUCAAGCACUCACUGCAGCUCUUGGAAGGGGGAACUUGAAACUCGCAACGAUGGUAUUGAGCCUCGACCCGGAUUUCGAUUUUGUCGACCAUCGAGAUUUUAGUCUGGAAGCUGCCUUCGAUGCUGCCUUGACUCAUAAUUUCGAUGAUAUUGCUUGGAAACUCCUCUUUAGCAGGCAGCCCAGGCUCCAAUAUACCACUGGUUUUAGGGAUCUUGAAAAUGGCUAUUUAUUAAGCUGUUCAGUAACGAAUAGAAAACCUGACUUUGUAAAGGCCAUCAUAGGCCGUAGCAUUGAUCUUGACGAUGAUUUAUACUACGACAAUGCAAACACUCUCAAAGCUAUCAUGGAAUGGGGAAACGACUCGGUCCUCAAUGAGAUAUGGCAAGCCCACAACUAUGGCAUAUUUCACCUUAAGCCAGAAUUUUUCUAUGUCGCACUCAAGGGCGAACAUUUAGGCCUUUUCUGGAAAUUUUUAUACCCCACUUCCGAUGAUUGGGAGGUUAACGCGGCCUAUGGGUUACAAGCUGUGGCAGAAUGUGAGAAUGUGCCGGUCAUUGAUGAGCUGAUUGCUCUCGGCGCUCAACUGAUGAGUAUUGAUCAAUUAACAAUGUGUAUUACUGGGCAUCCGUCCAUGGCUGAGCCACUUUUGAAGCGGUUUUGGGACGUGUACCAAGAAGAGAUCACUGAAGGUAAUUUGGAUUUUCUCAAGGAUGCAAUUCGAUAUUACCCGGAAGAACCUAAAUGGCUAGAUAUGUUGUUUGAGUUCGAGUUGGUACCUACAGAUGUCGCCCGAAUCCCCGGAGGUCACAGUCUACUUCGGAUCGCAAUGGAGCAAUUUAGACAGAUCAAACCAGUGGCCGAUGCGGUAACCUUUGUGAAAAGAUUCAUUGAUGUUAGCAACGUCAAUGCCAUCGUACGAUUCGAUUCUGAGUUGUACAGCGCCCUUUUGCUCGCCAUCACAUUGACUCAUGUUGAGAUAGUUCAACUUCUCAUUGAUCAUCAUGCCGAUGUGAAUAUUCCCACGGGCUUCGGCAUACAACGUACUCCGCUCCAAAAGGCGGCUGAGUCAAACAAUCUCGCGAUGGUUAGUUUACUGCUAGUUAACAAAGCUGACGUCAAUGCACCACCUGCAAGGUUCAAUGGGGCCACGGCCCUGCAAUUCGCAGCUAUUCAUGGAAAUUGCGAGAUGGCGAUGAUGCUCAUAGAGCACGGGGCUCAGUUAAACAUACCCCCGCCAGAGGGAAGACACGGACGCUGGCCUCUCGAGGGUGCAGCUGAGAACGGCCGUCUGGACAUGAUAAAAUUUCUUUGGGAGGCAAACGGCGGCCCUUUUGAUGACGAGCAGUGUCGAAAGGCUAUGCGGCUCGCAGCACGCGAAGGUCAUUUGGGCUGUAGGGAUUUGAUUAAAGAGUUGCUGGGCAGCGCUCCUUCCAUCGAAUAAUCCAAGCAUACUCUCAUGACUGGUGCGGAACGCGGGGUUUCGAGAUUCACAAGUCAGGCAAUGAGUUGGAUUGCUAUUCCAUUUACUUUCUUGCUUGGUUUAGAGAAAGUCUGCGCAGAUAUAUGUUGAAGAUCAUGCCUCUUGAAUCUCGAGACCUAGGAGUACCACCUAGGAGUAUCCUGUUGAAGAACCACGUGCCAUGCUACUGAUUCUAUCUAACUUUAGGUAACUUGCGGAAGAGCACAUCGCAUUUAAGUAGGCCGUUUUGAGCGAAAGGGGGGCUGAAUAGUGGUACCUGCCAUCCACCAUGACCCGAGGUAUCGCUAUUACCUAGCAACCUCGCCACUUACAAUCACUAAGUUGGAAUCUGAAAUUCUUCUAUAACACACACGCGACGUAGUAACAACACCAGCCCAUAGGUCAGGGUUUACGAGACACAUGGAGAUCAGAAAGCACUAUUAGUAUGCAUCUGCCUAAGCAUCUGGGCAGGUAGCAAAUAACCCGAAACCUUGCAUGAAGCUACGCCGUUAUAACAGGUACAUUUAUAUCCCCCCUCCUUAUCCGUCCCCUCCAUUCCAUCCAUCCAAUCCCCCCCACCCCCCUUUCCCCUUCCCCCCCCAAGCCUAGGUACCUACC
Molecule: messenger RNA, 3632 nt
Organism: Hypoxylon fragiforme
Lineage: Eukaryota; Fungi; Ascomycota; Sordariomycetes; Xylariales; Hypoxylaceae
Product: ankyrin repeat-containing domain protein
Exons: 2
Coding region: 666-2996 (776 amino acids)
Molecular function (GO): protein binding
Source: RefSeq, a predicted model, not a curated record